This is a messenger RNA of Cajanus cajan (pigeon pea), 6164 nucleotides long. The record is from RefSeq and is a predicted model, not a curated record. NCBI's taxonomy places the organism in Eukaryota, Viridiplantae, Streptophyta, Magnoliopsida, Fabales, Fabaceae.
UUCAUUCUACUACGCUACGCAAAGGUUACGAAGUCGCUUAGCUCGACGUUAGGAGAGUCAAGGGGGAAGGCCAUACCUACAUAGAAGAACCGCUGUUCGCUGACUUUCUAAGGAAGGUCUAACCUUUAGCUCCCUACUGAAAAGGGGCACAAAGCCGCUUUGCACCACUGAUAGACUACUAAAGAUUCAAUUCAUUCAAAAGGCCCUACUUAGUUUCGCAAGCCUUUGUCAUUGUCAGUCAACUAAGUAGGGCCUGAGGCCCCCUGCGAAUCCGUAAAUAUGAGGAGCAUGCCGCAACACAACAAAAGGAUGGUCCCCUAUGCAUUUCAUUCUUUCCGGAAGGGAAAAAAAACAAGUACCCCCAUCAUGGUGAACCUCUCCUUGUGAUCGGGAUGAGGUAGAUGCCUCCCAGCUGGGGGGCGGAUCGAAUCGGAGUUUCCUUAGGUAGCCACCGACCUACAGUUAUCCUUAAACUUCCGUGCUUGGUGGAGAAGAAGCGAACAAAGGUACGCUCGCUUGCUGUCUUGUUCUCUGCCGCGAACUGGGAUCGCUCGCCAGCUAGGUCAGAUUGGAGCAAGAAUUUUUGAGAACAUAUUACCCAUAUUCGGGGACAGGGGGCGGAACGACCUCUCGAUCUGCUUACUGCAGCCCAGGAAUAAAAACGUCGUCUAGGCGUUCCUUGUUGCUACGAUCUCCCCGACGCCUAGGACGUUGUCUGGGCCAAGAGCCAUAGUUAAUUGCUGUUUCCAUUUGGUUGUUUUUUUCUUGUUGUUGAUACCGGCAAGACCAGCCAGAUGAUGUCUGCUGGUUGGUAGUGAGAGGACUCGUAGUACCUGCAUACCCAAAAGAAAAGGAGGCGCUGAUUAAAUUAAAAAACAAUCAUUUGAUUUAUUUUCUUUCUUACUCUCCCUUAGCAGCGGGAAAGGAGUCUAUCUAUCUGCCUAGCUUUGGUAGAUUUCCCCCAACGCAAUCCAUAGAAAUUCCACGAAUCCCUUGGUGGAUAAGUCCGACGACUCAGCAGCAGUGCGGAAUGGAGUUUCUCGUCUGGUGGAUCUGAUCUUUAGGGGGCAAUACAUACCAAAAGGUGCUUUAGUGAUCUUUGAUGGUCUGAACAAGGAACUCUGUGUGGGGAUCCAUCUUGUUGUUAUUCGCAUUGUUCACCUUGGUCGGAAAUCAGGGUGGUUGUUCUGCGCUUUCUAUUUUAAGCAAGCAGCUUCAUCCUUGAUGAUGGCCUAUGGUGGUGAUGAAUUCGUUCAUCCUGACAAUGCGGUACCAGUUUCUCUCACUCGGUCCGUCUCAUCAUAGGCGUAUGAUUCUGAAGAAGGAUGAGAAAGCGGACAUGCUGGUGAAGUUUUAUUAAAAAAGAUUCUCUCUGUCAAAGAUCAUUACUUUGGCAAAGAAGGUUGAUAAAUCAACGUUUUCUAGUAGAAUAUCCCCACCCGAUAAUAUUGACGAGGUGGUGGGGCUGGUUGGUUCGAUUAAGGAGAACUUUAAUCGACUUAUCAGUCGCUAUGCUCCCUGGAUAAAACGUAUACCCCUUGAACAAGGGUUACGGUUUGAACCAACCUGGAAAGCCUUGCCGACACACUCAUUGACGAAAAGGGUGUGGGUUGAGAGAAGGAAACUUCCUUAUCGUAAGAUUCGGAACUUUCGCUCUUCAUUCACAUCGUUUUCUCAUGAGUUGGGCGCUUUUCAAUGGCUGUUGGUCGUUGGGCACUCACAGGGUACCCAAUGGUCACAUGGCUGCUUGUGGCCUCCCCGUAUUCGUUACGCCUUUGAUGUGAGGAAUAAAACCUUCACACCCGAGGAUUUUGAUUCGUUUGAGCGCCGUAUAGGGCCCUUUCUACCAUCCUGCGACGAUAUGGGCCGCAAUCACAGGCAAACUAGGUUGCACGUGUGAGGGUGCUGGCAAGCGUCGUAUAUUCGCAAUAGGAAACUAUGUGAAUCAGAGGUUGCUGACUGGAUUUUACACAUAAGGAGCAACCCCAGCCUACUCUCCGCCUUCUACGCUCCUCUGAGGGGGCCUCUCUGAGAUAUACGGUUUAUGCCGCCAUGCUUUCUUUCUGUUGGUCAACAACCAACCACAUCUCUAUAUAGUCAAAACACUAGUCCUACUGGCUUGACGGAGUUCAGUCUGUCUGGAGGGAAUCAUUUCUUCUAUGCCAUGAUACUUUCUGUUUUGUCGAGCCCUGCUUUGGUCUCUGGUUUGAUGGUUGCACGUGCUAAAAAUCCGGUACAUUCCGUUUUGUUUCCCAUCCCAGUCUUUCGCGACACUUCAGGUUUACUUCUUUUGUUAGGUCUCGACUUCUCCGCUAUGAUCUUCCCAGUAGUUCAUAUAGGAGCUAUAGCCGUAUCAUUCCUAUUCGUUGUUAUGAUGUUCCAUAUUCAAAUAGCGGAGAUUCACGAAGAAGUAUUGCGCUAUUUACCAGUGAGUGGUAUUAUUGGACUGAUCCUUUGGUGGGAAAUGUUCUUCAUUUUAGAUAAUGAAACCAUUCCAUUACUACCAACCCAAAGAAAUACGACCUCUCUGAGAUAUACGGUUUAUGCCGGAAAGGUACGAAGUUGGACUAAUUUGGAAACAUUGGGCAAUUUACUUUAUACCUACUAUUUCGUCUGGUUUUUGGUUCCUAGUCUAAUUUUAUUAGUUGCCAUGAUUGGGGCUAUAGUACUGACUAUGCAUAGGACUACUCAGGUAAAAAGACAGGAUGUUUUCCGACGAAAUGCUAUUGAUUUUAGGAGGACUAUAAUGAGGAGGACGACAGACCCACUCACGAUCGACUAAAAGGAAAGUCGCCCGGAGAUAUUGGUUCAAAUCCAAUUCGUGAGAAGAAUCCAAGUGAGAUACUAAUAAAGUCAAGUAUAAAGGGCUUUUGCAAGAAUAGUCAUAGGGCUCGUUCUUUCACUUUAAACUGACACAAAUUUCCUAUCCCGGCAGCUUUCUCGUAAAAUUAAAUUAGGGCAUAAUAAGAAAAGCCGAAGCAAAGCAUUCAAAAAUAUGGCUGGUAACAAAUACGACUUCGCCCACUGCAACGAAUAGAACAAUAAGACGAUAGGGGUAUGCGACUAGACCUGCAAGCCUCUUUUUGUCUUGUUCUGAGGGAAAAGAGUUCAUAAUAGGCCAGCCAGGACUAGUGUGAUCCUAACCGGUCUUCUUCUUACUUACACUAUUACACCACUUUUUUUUUCCGGGAUUGAUGUCCGCUUGGAAGAGUGAGGGUUUAGGCUUUCCAGGAAGAGAUGAGACCAAAUCCUUCUCACUUGAGAGAUGCGAAGAAGGAACUGUUUUCAGGACAAAGACUCGGGUUGUGAGGAAGUUAAUAAUUUAGGGAACGGUCCGACCUAAGCCACAGUUUGACAAGCUCAGUUUACAAUGAAAAUAAAUGCAAGAAGAAGAAGGACGACAACGGAAUGGGAUUACGCAUCUUCAUAGGAACUCUUAAACUUCGAUCGCAAAUAGCCUAUGUGCGCGGGACUGGUAGCGAGCUACCAGUGAUAAAUAGCUGAGAAAGGAAGCAUCAUUGGCUAAACCCACGAGCCAGAGACGGAAUUCCCAAGUCGAAUGGAAAAUCACCCAUUUCUGUACCGGUUCCACCGACCUCUUUUCUACUACGGUAAACUUCACUCUAAGCUAAUCCAGUUCUCUGCCUAAAGGUUCACUUGAACCUACCAAGCCCAGCACUUGCCCGCUUGACGGUCGGAGCGCUCUUUUAUGAAGGAGAAGCGCGUAUAUCUUUUAUCUAUGCUUGGCUGGUGGAAUAGAUCCUUGCAUUUUUGAGAAAUACUAAAAGCUGGCGAUGACUUGUCAACUCAAUCGAGAUCGAUCGCUUUCAAGUGAAAGAUGUUUUAAAUUCCCUCCCGAAAUAUAAUUGGAAAGAAGACACUUAAAGUGCCUUUUCGCUAGUAAGAUCCAUACAAAAACAAGUGCGUCUCACUGUCACGGGAAUAGACAGAGAGCGAUUGGAAGCCUUAUGCUCCGCCCGCGGUGCUAAACUCUAAACUAAAGCUCCGCGAGAAUAGAGUUUCGUUUUUUCUAUGGUCCGAAGAACGCUCAGAAUCCGGAUGAGUUGACUCAGGCACAGAUCCAUUUUCCCUCUGCCUCGGCGUCACUCCAAUAGCCGAUGUCAUCAUUAGGGCAAACGAUUUAUCUUUAUUGCCUAUCUCUCUAGAAAGGAGUAGUAAUAGAAGGUUAGGUUUUCAUUGGGUAUGAUAUUUAGUGCCGAUCCGGGAUACUCCGAAGGGCGACUAGGUCAGUCCAUUGAGGGAGGCAGAAAAGGCCAACUAUUCGCCAUCGGGAAGUAGAUCGGUCUUUGGCUUUUACGGCCUAUACACCAAUGGUCCUUGAUCUGCUCUUAGUUGUCUGCAAGGGUAGUUGAGUUCUCCCCUGUUGAGGUUGGUUAAAGAGCGUGCAAGAGUUUUUCCUCUUAUUUGUUCUUAGCUAGGGGCAAGGCAGUUCAUUCAUUCAUGGAAAUCAGUGCAUAUUCUACUCUGUGUUAUAAACUCUCUGUCUUUUCUGUCAACAAGGGCGAUGCCCGACCGAUCAACUGUCUGACUGCAGCUCAGUGCUAGAAAGAAUCUUUCUCUAAAGAAGGACCGAAGGGACGAUAUUGAAAUGAAAUGCUUGCCCUUAGUUGGGUUGGGAUUCGGGUAGCUAUUCAAAUAAGUUUCUUUCUGACGCGCUGCUAGCUUCCUCGAUGUUGUAUAUCCAUACCCCGUUUGGGUCGGUACUUUGGUCUUUACAUCCCCCACAUGAUUGGAGAUGGAAGGAUUGCCUCCCCCUUCUAGAGAGUGACGGCUUAUUCAUCGUUAAUUGACGGACGAGAUGGCUAUCACCCAUGUUAAAUAAAAGAAAAGGAUGGAUUGACGACUACCGAAUACUUGACAUUAGAAUAGAUUGCUAUAGUUUAUAAAUAAUAUCAUCCUAUAUAUAGGAUGAUAUGAGGUGGUACUUUUCCCUUUCAUCUUUCUAUAGCAAAGAGCAGAUAUCGAUCGUAUGCAUCCUAUCUUAUGUUGAAAUUCCAUUUUAGAGAAUGGGCUAUAUGUCACUUCUAGUAGUCAAAGGGUAAGGUUUGGAACCCUAAGAGCAGAUUCCAUAGAUGCCUAAGAGCGGUAAUUCCGCAUCUGAAAACAAGCCAUUCUAGAACAACCGAGGGCAUGUCCCCUGGCGGAUGAGAGAGCAGCUCCUUCUGUGCAUCUUCCUUAUUUAGCUGCGGGAACGAGUGCUGUGCUUGCCCCGACCGAUACCACCAUUCAUUACCGUGAACCAGCCCCUCUUAUAGGCAGGUCUUUCUUCUUUAAAGCCUGGAGCUGGUGUAUGAGUUUAUUAGCCCCUUUUUUCCUAUUUCUUAUAGUAAGGAAGUUGAGAUGAGAAAGUCAGCGUGCAGGUUAUAGAGAGAGCUCCCACGGGAUAGAAUAGUGAAGUUUACUUUUGCCCGUAAGAAAGUGAGAACCCUAUAAACCCUUCUGACGAAUAAGCAACUAGCUAACCCUUGAUAGAGUCACUUUCUCUUUUUCUUUAUUCCGAGUGUCAACACAACAAGAAAAGAAUGAAGAUUGGCCCUUUAAGACUAGGGCUAGGGUUAGUCUUAAAGAAGUUCUAAUUUAGAUCAUUUAAAAACACUGGGGUUCUAAUAAAACAUAAAAGAAAUGAUUUCUUAAACUUGUCUUACAGCCUAAUCUUAAUUCUCCCAAUCGUAUAACAAAGGCAGCCAACUUCAAGUCUUAAUUGGUUUCAAAGUCCCUGCGGAUAAGCUACCAAAGCUUUUACCAACGAUAAAGGGACGAGAAAUAAAGUAUUUAAGAUUUCUUUCUUGUUUUUUCCUUUUGUCCCGGAAUAAUAGAAUAUGCCUUCGCGGUGCGGUAUGAGUGGACAUGGGCUAAUCCCUGGGUCUGGGUGGUAUGGCGAAAGCAGUGGGAGAGUCCGAAUAUUAUGUUGGUUGUAGGAUUAGAAGCAGCUAAAGAAUCCGCAUCUGUUGAAGUAAUGUCUGAAAUAAUAAUGUCAUAUGUAGUUGCUCUAUCAGUCUCGGCCAACGCGUAAAGCCAGUUAAUGAUUCAUGAAUGGAGGAUGCCAAGCAAAGAUAGAAUCCUAUUAGUCUGGACUACAAUGAUCUAAAGUAGCUAUCGUACUUAGAGUUAGGAGCGAAAGUAGCCAAGAGAGAGCCCCAAGG